Tigriopus californicus is the source of this 1604-nucleotide messenger RNA. RefSeq lists its product as uncharacterized. The transcript is spliced from 8 exons. Gene Ontology annotation, cellular component: Golgi membrane. The record is from RefSeq and is a predicted model, not a curated record. Gene Ontology annotation, molecular function: pyrimidine nucleotide-sugar transmembrane transporter activity. NCBI's taxonomy places the organism in Eukaryota, Metazoa, Arthropoda, Copepoda, Harpacticoida, Harpacticidae. Gene Ontology annotation, biological process: pyrimidine nucleotide-sugar transmembrane transport. The coding region runs from base 346 to 1554 and encodes 402 amino acids.
UGUGUCUUAACUCUUAAAUAAAUAAUUGACUAUAUUUUCCGUUUUGACCACUUGGAACUUAUCAAAGAUAUGAAAAUACGGAUAUUCUGCAGUUAAAAUUGAUGAAAUGUUGGUUCUUCUCAAUCUCCCCUUAUGAAUGUGUUGCUGGUACUGAUACUGUUGAUGUUGACUUUUGACGAUGAAGUUAAUUGUGGCCGUUCACAGUGACGAGAACAAAUGAUCAGCGGAGCGGCAAUCUGCUUAUAGAGCCCGUCCUCAUCAUCAGUGUGAAAGAUAUCUCAAACGUCCUUAUAGUCACAAACUCCCAAGAUCUCUUUGUGGGACCUGCGUUAAAAUCAGUCACAAAUGCACCGCAGAACUCCGACACAUUCGUCAUCCGAGGAGGACACAAAGCUUGAUUUAAAAAAGAGAACCGAUGUGGAAAACCGCAAUGCAAAAGUAAGGAAGCGACAAGGACUUAACAUGGAACAAAAGAAAUCUGCGGAGGAGGAUCUGGUUCCCAUGGAAGACAGCGACCCAUUAUUACCUAAUGUACAAAAUGACGUUAAAGGGGUGAUGCAAUCUAUGUCAAGGCAGCCUAUGAAGCGAUUGACCUUACUUACGAUCGGGAUUGUGUUCUGCCAGAUCUUUUGCGAAAUAGCAAAACAAGUUAGCAAUUACAGCAUCAAAUACUACAAUGAGGGCAUCUACCCCCUGCCCCAAACUGCCAUUGUUGUUCUCGUGGAAGUGAUAAAAUUAUUGGUCACAAUCAUCAGAGCAAAAGGGUCCAUUCCAUCGUUGAGUAUCACGUCCUUGAAAUCCUCGCUGCGAUUCUUGCUUCCGGGCAUGCUGUACGCUUUGAACAACAAUAUUUAUUUCUUCGGAUUGACCAUGGUACCUCCGCCGAUCUGGCUGAUCCUUUGUUCCAUGCGUACGGCGAUUACUGCCUCCAUCUACAAAUUCUUCUUGAAACGACCUCUUACAUCUUGGCAAUUUAUCGGUGCGCUGCUGAUUGUGAUGAGCAUUGUCAUUGCCAAAAUCCCGGAUAUUUUGGGAAAAUCGCUGGUGGUGAACUCAGUACCACUCUUGGCCAUUGGCUUGGCGAUGAUUGCCUCGACAAAUUCAGUUUGUGCUGCCGUGUACACCGAGUCACUUUUCAAGUCUGGAGGAGGAAUCAAGGGAGAAUCUUUCUUGGACCAACAAUUCUGGUUAUAUUCCUACGGCAUCAUCAUCUCCAUUGUCGUCCAUAUAAUACCCAAUCCAUAUUAUGGAAUUAGCCAGUACUUAAGAGAUGUAGAAAGGAUGUCGGGAGCAGUCUUCUCGUUUUUCUUGGUGGCCCUUCUUGUCAGUUCAAUUGGCGGAUUGGUAGUCGCUUCAAUCCUGAAAUAUUUGGACAAUAUCGUUAAGGAGUAUUCGGGGUCUGUAGCCAAUGUUUUAACAGCAAUCGUUUGCGCCUAUUUAUUUCCUGACAAGUUUGAAUUCAACAUCUUCAUCGUCAUCAGUCUCAUUUGUUUAUUUGUUGGGAUAUAUCUAUAUGAGAAUAUGAAAGCCGAACCUUCAAAUAACUAUCAUUAAAUCAUUAGGUCACGUUAUUACCAGAAGCAAUAAAAAUAACUUGAAGUUGA